AUGGCAAAGAAGAGUAACGCUAAAAGGCUGGCUACCAAGAAAGCCAAUGCAGCUACUGUUGCAAGUAAUGCUGCCACAGACGCCACUGAAAAGAAACCAGAAAGUAGAAAGUAUAACUUUCUAAUAAGAACGAUAUGGACAUUCAUUAUGAUCGGAGGAUUUUUUGCCGUUUUGGCAUCAGGCCACAUCUGGUGUGUAAUGCUGAUUUUGUUAUGUCAAAUUGCUAUAUUUAUGGAAUGUAUAGCUGUGACAAGUGGAUCAAGCCGUGAAAGAGAUUUACCAUUAACAAAGACUCUAAACUGGUACUUCUUAAUUACUACCAUUUAUUACUUGGAAGGCUCUUCCCUUUUCAGAUUCUUGGAACCAGCAUUCUACAAAUACACUUUAUUAAGAAUGGUUGUUGAACAUCACAAGUUUAUUUGUUACUGUUUCUACGUGUUUGGUGUGGUAUUAUUCGUUUGCAGUUUAAGAAAGGGUCACUUGAAAUUUCAAUUUGCCUCCCUUUGUAUCACGCACAUGGUUAUGCUAUUUGUUGUUGCUCAAGCUUACUUAGUUACUAAAAAUGUAUUAAAUGGUUUAUUUUGGUUCCUAUUGCCAUGCGGAUUGGUUAUUGUAAAUGAUAUAUUUGCAUACCUUUGUGGGAUUACUUUGGGACGUACUAAAUUAAUUGCCAUAUCUCCAAAAAAGACCUUAGAAGGUUUCCUAGGUGCUUGGUUUUUCACUGCGCUUGCAAGUAUCAUCUUAACAAGAUUGUUGUCACCAUACAUGUACCUGACAUGUCCAGUGCAAGAUUUGCACACCAACUUCUUCUCCAACCUGACUUGUGAUUUGAAUCCAGUAUUUUUGAAGCAAGACUAUAAGACACCUCCAUUUAUCGCUGAGAAGUACGGUAUCAACGUCAUUACCGUUAAGCCAAUUUAUUUCCACGCCUUGAAUUUGGCUACUUUUGCUUCUCUGGUCGCUCCAUUUGGUGGUUUCUUUGCUUCAGGUUUGAAGAGAGCUUUCAAGGUCAAGGACUUUGGUCAUUCCAUUCCAGGACAUGGUGGUAUUACCGACAGAGUUGAUUGUCAAAUUUUGAUGGGAUCUUUCACGUACCUUUACUACACUACAUUUAUCAAUGAGCGCGGCAUCACAAUUGAAAGCAUCAUAUCCACUAUAUUAAUAAACUUCAACGAAAAGCAAAUCAUCGAAAUCGUACUCAGACUCAAUAAAAAACUACUUGAAAGUGGUCUGUUAGAAAAGAAGGAAUUUAAAUCUAUUGGACAGAUAUAUUCCAAAUGUGCUGACAGGUUAUAA
Nakaseomyces glabratus is the source of this 1296-nucleotide messenger RNA. RefSeq names its product phosphatidate cytidylyltransferase (gene CDS1). Gene Ontology annotation, cellular component: endoplasmic reticulum membrane. The record is from RefSeq and is a predicted model, not a curated record. Gene Ontology annotation, molecular function: phosphatidate cytidylyltransferase activity. NCBI's taxonomy places the organism in Eukaryota, Fungi, Ascomycota, Saccharomycetes, Saccharomycetales, Saccharomycetaceae.